Molecule: messenger RNA, 837 nt
Organism: Heterocephalus glaber (naked mole-rat)
Lineage: Eukaryota; Metazoa; Chordata; Mammalia; Rodentia; Bathyergidae
Source: RefSeq, a predicted model, not a curated record
AUGCUGGUUCUGCUGACUUUUUGUUAUUGUACUGGAAAUUUCCUGGAUUUUACUGACCUGUGUGGUGCGCUGUUAGCCAAUGUCCAUGUGGCACUGCUCUUGGUGAUACUGAUGCAGAUGCCCAUGUACUUCUUCCUGGACAACCUCUCUCUAUUGGACCUCAGUGUAACCUGCACCACUGUGCCCCAGCUGCUGGUCAACCUUUUGGGAACAGACCACACAAUUGCUGCCUGGGGCUGCAUCACACAAUUCUAUGUUUAUACCUGGACAGGUGCCACUGAAUGCAUCCUGCUGGCCAUGAUGACCAUUGAUUGUUAUAUAGCCAUCUGCCAGCCCCUCCAGUACACUGUCACCAUGUAUCCCUGGGUUUGUGCACAGAUGGCAGCUCCCUCCUGGUCCAGUGGCCUGACCAUUUCUCUGCUCCAUGCCACACUCAUCCUCCAGCUCCCCCUCUGUGGGCACCACAGCCUGGAGCACUUCUUCUGUGAGGUGCCUGUGUUCAUCAAGCUGGCCUGUGGGGACACCUCAGCUAAUGAGCUGGCCUUGGCUUUAGGACCCAUCCCAUUUGGAAUGGUGGCUCCCCUGAUGGUGGCCAUCUCCUACAUCUUUAUUGCCAGGGCUAUACUGAAACUAUCUACACUUGAAGGAAGACACAAGGCACUCAGCACCUGCAGUUCCCACUUGCUGGUGGUCACCAUGUACUUUGGACCAGGCAUCUACAUGUACCUCCACCCCCCAGCGAAGAGCACACAGGCCAAGUUCGUGUCCUUCUUCUACUGCAUUAUCACCCCAGUGCUCAACCCACUCAUCUACACCCUGAGAAACAAGGAUGUGUAG